Messenger RNA from Dermacentor silvarum, 809 nucleotides. RefSeq names its product 60S ribosomal protein L7 (gene RpL7). The coding region runs from base 13 to 774 and encodes 253 amino acids. Gene Ontology annotation, molecular function: structural constituent of ribosome; RNA binding. NCBI's taxonomy places the organism in Eukaryota, Metazoa, Arthropoda, Arachnida, Ixodida, Ixodidae. Gene Ontology annotation, cellular component: cytosolic large ribosomal subunit. The record is from RefSeq and is a predicted model, not a curated record. The transcript has 6 exons. Gene Ontology annotation, biological process: maturation of LSU-rRNA from tricistronic rRNA transcript (SSU-rRNA, 5.8S rRNA, LSU-rRNA).
AAUCUUGUUUUAAUGAUGUCAUCCGCACACACGACCGCCAAACCUGAAAAACAGAAGCUUCCGGAGGUCCCGGAGACCCUUCUCAAGCGCCGCAAGCAGCGUGCCAUCUCGAAAGUUAAACAGCUCGAAAAUGCUAUCAAGCAGAGGAAGACUAAGCGUGCCAAGCGCCUCGAAAUUUUCAAGCGGGCUGAGCAGUACGUGAAGGAGUACAGGAGACAGGAGCGCGACACCAUUCGACUGAAGCGCGUGGCUAGGAACAAGGGCAACUUCUAUGUUCCGGCGGAGCCUAAACUUGCUGUCGUCAUCCGUAUCAGGGGUGUCAACGGUGUGAGCCCCAAGCCUAGGAAAGUGCUGCAGCUGUUGCGCUUGCGUCAGAUCAACAAUGCCACCUUCGUCAAGCUCAACAAAGCCACCCUCAACAUGCUGAGGAUUGCUGAGCCUUACAUCGCCUGGGGCUAUCCCAACUUGAAGACAGUGCGGGAGAUGAUCUACAAAAGAGGGUUCGGACGCCUGGAUGACCGCAGGGUGGCCUUGUCUGACAACUCUGUCAUCGAGAAGCGCCUUGGCAAGCUGGGCAUCAUCUGCAUUGAGGACCUGAUCCACGAGAUCUACACAGUGGGGCCCAACUUCAAGAAGGCCAACAACUUCCUGUGGCACUUCAAGCUGAACACACCCCGUGGCGGAUGGCGCAAGAAGACCAACCACUACAGCGAGGGUGGGGACUUUGGAAACAGGGAGGACCUUGUCAACCGGCUCCUCCGCAGGAUGAUUUAAGCCGUCUACUGCUUCGGGUAAUAAAAGAAAAAAGA